Molecule: messenger RNA, 1954 nt
Organism: Centruroides sculpturatus (bark scorpion)
Lineage: Eukaryota; Metazoa; Arthropoda; Arachnida; Scorpiones; Buthidae
Product: ADP-ribosylation factor-like protein 4C
Exons: 4
Coding region: 165-788 (207 amino acids)
Biological process (GO): intracellular protein transport; vesicle-mediated transport
Cellular component (GO): cytoplasm
Molecular function (GO): GTPase activity; GTP binding
Source: RefSeq, a predicted model, not a curated record
AGAGCCCCUUUCCAUAGUGACAUCACACGGAUGCUAGUGUUGACUGCAGCAGUAUGAAGUGGUGCAGUGAGCGUCAGGUGAAGCGAGGUUUUCAGAGUUGUUAUUAUUAUUUUUCAUGUUUGCCAUCAUUUAUACUAUUCAGGAUUGUUUUAGUUUAAUAUCAAAUGGGUGCGACUUGGAGUCGCGGAGGUUCUCUAUUAGAAACGCCGCUACACGUGGCCAUGUUGGGUCUAGAUUCGGCCGGAAAGACUACUGCACUGUAUCGCCUAAAGUUCGACCAGUACGUCAACACGGUACCCACCAUAGGUUUUAACUGCGAGCAUGUUAAGGGCACGGUCGGAAAGAUCAAAGGAGCGAGUUUCACCAUUUGGGACGUGGGAGGACAGGAGAAGGUUCGACCAUUAUGGAAAUCCUACACACGUGGUACGGACGGAAUAGUAUUUGUGGUGGACAGUGUCGACGUCGAACGAAUGGACGAAGCCAGGAUGGAACUGUUAAGAACUGCUAAACACCCGGAAAAUAUUUCCGUUCCCAUCUUGGUACUGGCUAACAAACAAGACUUGCCAGACGCUAAAAGCGCCGAAGAAGUGGAAAAAAUAUUAGGUUUACAGGAAUUGGGUGGGAAUUGUUUAUGGCACGUUCAACCCACCUGUGCUAUUAUCGGAGAGGGACUACAAGAAGGACUCGAAGUCCUCUACGAGAUGAUCAUCAAACGCAAGAGAUUAGCAAAAUUAGCUAAGAAGAAAAGAAGAUAUAACUACAGAAGAUUGUGUGGCUAUCCUACAUAAUUUAAUAAAUCAAACAGGAUGGAAUGAUAUUGCAAUUGUUUACAGUUUUGAAGAGGCUACUAGUUUAUUAAUAAAAAAGUUGCAUGUUUCUGGUAUAAAAACAACUAUUAUUAAGGAGGAUAAUAUAGUUAAUUAUCAAUGGGAACACAUUCAAAACUACAAACAAGGCUAUGUUUUACUUUCUGCAAACAAUACUCAAAUGAACUGGAGUAUUUAUAUUUUAAAAAAUCAACUAAAACUUUUUGGCACUAAAAGAAAAUGGAUUUUUUUUAGCAAUAAAACUUUUGAUUUCCAUUUUUCAAAUUUAAUUCGGUUAUUUUCUGAAGGAGACAGAGUUGCUAUUUUGAAUAAGAACAAUCAAAAUAGCAUUAAAUGUGAUGUAAGUUACUAUGUUUGUGAAGUACUAAUAAAUAAUAAUAUUUUAAUUAAUUAAAUGUAUAUUUUUAAGCGUGAAAUAAUACUUAUUUGUAAAAUUUUGUUAUGAUCAGAACUAUGAGUUUCGAUAAUUGAGUAUCCAAUGGCAGUUAGUUUGAAAAGUAACAUUAGCUUAUUAAUAAUGAGAUGUUUAAUAAUAAUGCUUAAAUUAUUAAUAGUGAGAAGCAACUCUAAUGUAUGUCUCUUGACAAUGAAUGGGCUUGGUUGUCCAAAAGUGCUUGAGAAAAACUGUUAUUAGAGUAAAUGCUAUUAAAACAGAUUUUUUUUUUCCUUUUUAUUAGCUUAUUAAUUUCAUAGGCAGAGAAAAAUUAUUUGCCAACUAUUAUAGUACAAUUUAUAACUAAUUUAGAUGUAUAAAAGUAUUUCAAGAUAUUCAUUGACUGUUGCUUUCUUUUUUAUUUAUUUUGAUUAAUUUGUUUGAAGAAAAGUGAAGCUUAUAAUCUGUUUAAAAAGUAAAGAAAGUGUAGGCUAUUUUAUAAGAGUAUAAUCUUAUAAUCUAUAAAGAAAAGCGAGGUUUCCAUAUUUAUGCAUUAUGGUAAUAUUAAAAUUAAUAUUGACAUCUAUGCUGAUAUAAAACUAGAUAUGAUACUUUUAAAGUAAUUCUAUUUUGCAAAAUAUCUAUUUUUUUUUUUCCUUUCCUAAUAAUUUUGUAUUUUACAAUCUGCAUAGAUGCUGAUAUUGUCCUAAUUUAUAAUAAUACACAAGGAAAACAUUUUAACUCUCCUGCUUCC